Messenger RNA from Haliotis rufescens (red abalone), 1919 nucleotides. Its product is annotated as G-protein coupled receptor 183-A-like. Gene Ontology annotation, cellular component: membrane. The transcript is spliced from 2 exons. Bases 647 to 1741 code for a protein of 364 amino acids. NCBI's taxonomy places the organism in Eukaryota, Metazoa, Mollusca, Gastropoda, Lepetellida, Haliotidae. Gene Ontology annotation, biological process: G protein-coupled receptor signaling pathway. Gene Ontology annotation, molecular function: G protein-coupled receptor activity. The record is from RefSeq and is a predicted model, not a curated record.
GAAGAGUGUGCGCAGCUGAUACACUUAUGGUGACCUAGGUAACAUUCCGUUUAGAGCGGAAGGCUGGAAUGUUAUGAAGUCUUCAAGAUAGACAGGCAUUGCGGGGCCAUCAACGAGAGAGAGUAUAUGAGGAAGAUCAACAAUACAGCAUGUCGGAUAUUGACAAGUCAGGACCCUUCUCAGUUUCGUUGUUGUCUGAAGAUACAGUCCGCAUUAUUCCAGUGCAGGACAGUGGCCCAUGCUUCUUGAAUUCCGCACUCAGGUUGCUAUGCGACGCUGAUGCCAAAACACAAAUCAAGAUCUGUAUGGACUGAUGAUGACUCGCUCACCAACGGUACAUAUAAUUAAAAAGAGAACGACUUCCCUUCCCAACCAACCAUAACUCCUUGAAACGAUAUUGAAGUUAUCUUCCAAACAGGCUAAUGCAUUUUUAACCAUUUAAUAAUAUAGGAGGCUAUCGCUACUAUAUAUAUGGUAAUAUGAAAGUUAACAUACCCAGAAAUACAUCAGUUAAAACUCCAAGAGACGACACAAGAUUAAGGCCUUGAAACACACUACAAAUCAUAUACUAGCAUUCGAAAAUUUGUCAGUGAUCAGUCCAUUAAGUGACAACCCAUUAAGAUGCACGUUUGACGAACGUUCCACCAUGAAUGCAGGCAGGGAUGUUGGUGGGGUCAAUAUCUCGUCUGACUACAAUUCAACCGCUCAGGAAAACAAUCCAUGGUAUCAAACAGUUCUUCAUUUUCAGACUGGAAUUCUGAUAGUUGUAGUCAUUGUCGGACUUGUCGGCAAUAUUCUGGCGGCAGGAACAUUCCUGAGUCCAAACCUCAGAAAAACGUCAUGUUGUCUGUAUCUGGCAACAAAAUCCAUCAACGAUUUAUUGUUCCUGUUGUCCCUGGUGAUUGUGUGGCUCUAUCGCCUGGACGUGCCAGUGUUUGAAACAAUUGGAGUGUGUCAAGCGACGGUUUUUGUGACGUAUACAACUGGUUUCCUGUCCGUGUGGUUUGUUGUGAUAAUUACGUGGGAGAACUUUAUCAGGGUAUCCCUUCCAAGUCACGUGGCACGCCUGUGUAAUGUGAAACGUGCUAAAUACACCAUCGUAAUCCUGAUAAUCAUCUCUGUAGGAAUGUAUAGCUUCAGUCUAUGGACAACAGGACUGAUAAGUUCCCGGAUUAAUUCAAGUUGCCUUGUGUUUGAAAAAUACGAAAAAUUGCUGGUUGCCAUGACGUGUGUUGACUCUAUAUUAACAUUGGUUAUUCCUCUUAUUGUCAUGGUUUUCUUGAACAUAGCUAUUUCUAUCACUGCCAUCCAAUCCCAUGAGCGCAGGAAGAGAUUGUUUGAAAGCAUUCCAAUGACGUCCAUACAUAGGAGAAACGAGACUUCGGUGUUGGAAAUGAAAGUUUCAAAACUGUUGUUUGCAGUUUCUAUCAUAUUUCUUUUGCUUCAUACGCCAAGCCAUGUAAUUAGAAUUAAGAUGAUGGUACUACAGAGCAUAUAUAAAACGAAGCCUAGUUUGAGUGACCGUGUUCUGCAUAGAAUCUUUGAACUGGUAUACUACAUGAACUUUUCAGUCCACUGCGGCGUGUAUCUGGUUUUUGGUGACAAUUUUAGGAUGAUUUUUAAACGAUUGUAUUGUUCGGGGUGUAAAAAGGCUGAAAACGCACAAAUUCACACAUCUUCUAAACGGUGUUCGGAGACGGAAGCGAUGUUUGAACAAUGCAAAAACAUUGAUAUUGAGUGACCUGAAAGACGAUGACACUACAAAACAAAGUGGAAAAACGUGACUGUCUUUGUAACAUGACUGUACACAUACUUUAUUGUGUACUUUUCUAUUAGUCCAAGCUAAUGAAUAUACAGGUUUGUCGUGAAUAUAUCCCCACAACGAUUACAUCACAGUAUUACAAUGCUAACUAUUUCCU